Molecule: messenger RNA, 849 nt
Organism: Aspergillus glaucus CBS 516.65
Lineage: Eukaryota; Fungi; Ascomycota; Eurotiomycetes; Eurotiales; Aspergillaceae
Product: OPA3 family protein
Exons: 2
Coding region: 1-849 (282 amino acids)
Biological process (GO): regulation of lipid metabolic process
Cellular component (GO): mitochondrion
Source: RefSeq, a predicted model, not a curated record
AUGUCUCUUACGCUGAAACUCUCCUCACUCGUCAUUCGGACACUGUCCAAGCCUAUUGCGAAUCAACUCAAAGCACAGGCCCGCGAGCACGAACGCUUCCGACGGAUAUGCAUCUCCAUGGCGCAGUCGCUUCACCGCAUGGACAUGAGGUUACGUCUCGGUCUCUUGCGCGAUACCACCACCGCAGAACGACGAGCAGUUGCUGAAGCCGCAGCCCGGAAGCAUAAGCCUACCUCCCCGACCGUGAAAACACAAGCAGAGAGCAAAGCAGAAGAAGAUGCAAUAGCAAAAGCAAAAGCUGCAGCGACGGAAGCAGAGAAACCGGCUCCGAAGCCUCAUAUCCGUCCGUUGUCCGAGUCGAAAGCCAUUGAAUCGGGGGCGUCGUUUAUAAGCGAAUCCUUCCUGUUCAUAGUGGCCGGUGGGUUGAUUGUCUACGAGUCUUUGAGGUCUAGGAGGAAGGAGACUACACGGCGGGAGGAUGUCGAGUCUCGAUUGGUUGAGCUGGAGCAGUCGGAGAAAAAUUCCCGGAGGGCCUUGGUGGCUCUUGAAACAGAGCUGCUACAGCAAAAAUCCAAGAACGAGACUUUGUCAUUGAAAUCGUCGUCUCGGAUUCUGCCGCGUGAGGUGUGGGAAGUUGAACAGAAGGAAGAGGCCGAAGAUGCUAAAGAGGAGGGAUGGCUGUCGCAGAUUGGAUCAUACGUUUCGUCUAUCUGGGACUCUGUGAGCAAUCCGCAGAGCUCUGUUACGCCAGAGAGUGCAGCGCCAGCAUCGAAAGAGGCCUCCAACGCUCAGCCAGAGAGCUCAUCAGCUGGCCAAGCUGAUAAGGAUACCCAGUCCAAGAAUUCUUGA